AUGACUACCACCAUGUCUUCUUCAGAAGUACCAGCUCUUCACAGUCCUCCAAGUCCUACUGUAAAACGUCCAAAAGGAAUCCUCAAGAAUUCCUAUCACCGCUCUCCUCCCUCUCAAGCCCCAAUAACCACCGCCGCACCCCCCAUCGCCCAACCCAAACACGUUGCGAUCCCUCCCGAUCCCUCUCCACUCUCUGGCGCCUCCGACAAAGAUGUAACCCUUCAAAACACUCUUCAAAAUGCCGGGCAUCGACGAUCUUCCUCAGGCAGCCGUCCUAUCCGUCGUCAAUCAUCCACUUCCGCCCAGAGUGACGACGACGACAACAAUAACAUGCGCCUCCAAUGGGACGAAGCAAAUCUAUAUUUGACCGAGCAAGAAAAAAGUAGCACGAUGAAAAUCAACGAACCUAAAACUCCCUAUGCCAAACAUUACGAUCCGAUGGAAGACGACGCCGAACUGCGCACACUGGAUGCGGGCGAUAUUGUAGUGGAUGAAUUUGACAAGAUACAUGGAUCGCAUCUGCGAUCGCCGCGUGGAGCCAAGGGGGCAAGGGAUGAGGAAAUUCCGGGGUUGAGUUUGGGGGAACCGGAGGAGGCGGUGCCGGAUAGGGAAAUGCGAGAUGUGGAUGGGGAGGGGGAGGGAGAGGAGAGAAAAGUUCAUGUUGCUGGAGAGGGGGGACAUGCAGAUGCGGAUGUGUUGGGUAUGACGCCCGAGGAACGAGAGAAACAUGAGAGGUUUGAGGCGAUGAGACGGAAACAUUAUGAUAUGGCGAGUGUGGCGGGGUUGUUAGGUCAUUCGGAGGAUAUUGAGGUGGAUGAGGAUGAGGAGAUGAAUGGGAGAUAG
Molecule: messenger RNA, 843 nt
Organism: Sclerotinia borealis F-4128
Lineage: Eukaryota; Fungi; Ascomycota; Leotiomycetes; Helotiales; Sclerotiniaceae
Source: the annotation of a GenBank genome assembly